Octopus sinensis (East Asian common octopus) is the source of this 861-nucleotide messenger RNA. RefSeq names its product protein TsetseEP-like. The transcript has a single exon. Bases 1 to 861 code for a protein of 286 amino acids. The record is from RefSeq and is a predicted model, not a curated record. NCBI's taxonomy places the organism in Eukaryota, Metazoa, Mollusca, Cephalopoda, Octopoda, Octopodidae.
AUGACAACUACAGCCGACACUACAACCACAGAUGACACCACAACCACAGCCUACACCACAACCACAGAUGACACCACAACCACAGCCUACACCACAACCACAGCCGACACCACAACCACAGCCUACACCACAACCACAGCCUACACCACAACCACAGCCUACACCACACCCACAGCCGACACCACAACCACAGCCUACACCACAACCACAGCCGACACCACAACCACAGCCUACACCACAACCACAGCCGACACCACAACCACAGCCUACACCACAACCACAGCCGACACCACAACCACAGCCUACACCACAACACAGCCGACACCACAACCACAGCCGACACCACAACCACAGCCUACACCACAACCACAGCCGACACCACAACCACAGCUGACACCACAACCACAGCCUACACCACAACCACAGCUGACACCACAACCACAGCCUACACCACAACCACAGCUGACACCACAACCACAGCCUACCCAACCAACCAAGCCGACACCACAACCACAGUCUACACCACAACCACAGCCGACACCACAACCACAGCCGACACAACCACAGCCGACACCACAACCACAGCCUACACCACAACCACAGCCUACACCACAACCACAGCCGACACCACAACCACAGCCUACACCACAACCACAGCCGACACCACAACCACAGCCGACACCACAACCACAGCCGACACCACAACCACAGCCUACACCACAACCACAGCCGACACCACAACCACAGCUGACACCACAACCACAGCCUACACCACAACCACAGCUGACACCACAACCACAGCCUACACCACAACCACAGCCUACACCACAACCACAGCUGACACCACCAUCACCACUUUAA